GGCUUUCUCCGCAGUCACGGAACCUGCGGCCCGGGAGGGAUUUCUCCGCAGUCAGGGUCGGGUCGCCGGCGCGAGAGGUCGUCGCGGUACGAGCGAUUUGUUCCGAGGUAACCUUGUUACGAUGCUCAGAUUUCUCACUUAAAUUUGUAUGAAGAACUUUGGUUACACAUUAUCCGGGGAUCUUCGUGAGCUUAUAAGUGCUGAUUUCAGCUACAUUGAUCUUUAAUCAACUGUAAUAAUCUUAUUGUGUUAACAAAACAUUCAAAAACGCGCUGAUUCGGCAGCGGUAAACUUAUUUCUUUCCUGCCACGUGUGUUAACCUUGUUUACAAUGAAACAUAGAAACUUGAAGUCGGAAACCAUCUUUGGUUAUAAAAAAAUUGAAGUAUUAUGAGUUUAAGAAGAAUAAUUCCUGUAUUUUAUUAAUAUUUCUUAAUGAUUUUUAGGCGUUUAAAUUAAAUAACAUUUAAUUUAUUCGAAAUUUAAACUAAUACAAAUUUUUGUAUACCUAAAAUCAUACGAACUGAAAAUCUAACGUCGGCACACAGGCGAAGGAACGUACCGUAAUUCUCGUGCCAGCAAGCCACCAUCUGUGACGCGCCCACGCCCCUAAGUGUAGUGUGGAGGGGGUGAGUUGCGCACCUUCCACCCGGUGCACGGUGCGCCCGCUCGCCUAAACCACCCCCGGCCCCCGGCGCUGCUAUCGAUCGCGUAGCCCCCAGUAGCCGCCGAAAACAGCCGUGCGCAUCUCCACCCCCCACCCUAGCCCUUCCCGCUGGAGCGCCGCAGUGCGUGUGUUCGUACGCUCGCGAGCCCGCCUAGGGCUGUCCCAGGGGGCAGGGACACGCCAACUUCGGACCUUUUACCAUGCAAGGGUCCCGGGAGAAGGCUACUACAAAUACGCCACUGAAUCUCUGAGGACGCAGAAGACAAAAGGCACCUGAAAAUUUACUGCAAAUCAAAGGAGAUAUAACAACGAAAACGAACUUAGGUAGAAGAAGAAACAAUGGCAGUCUACAACAAGACCACGUCCUCUUAUUGGGACUACUUAUUCGUGGACUUGGCUGAUCCCAGGACGAACGACUGGUUCCUGAUACGCAGCCCGCUGCCCGGCCUGGCGAUAAUCGCCUCAUACAUCUACUUCGUGGUGUCGCUGGGGCCCAGGUUCAUGAAGGACCGCAAGCCGUUCAAAAUCACCAAGAUCCUGAUCGUGUACAACUUCCUGCAGGUCGUGGUCAGCAUCUAUCUGUUCUGCGAGGGUCUGGAUGGUGCCUGGCUCACAAAGUACAAUUGGAAGUGCGAACCAGUGGAUUUUUCAACUUCACCAGAGGCCAUAAGGGUUGCCCAAGGAGUCUAUGUGUACUUUAUUGCAAAACUGACCGAGCUACUUGAUACAGUGUUCUUCGUGUUGAGGAAGAAAGACAGCCAGAUCACCUUCUUGCACAUGUAUCACCACACGGUGAUGCCACUUAUUUCUUGGGGCGCAACAAAGUACUACCCAGGCGGCCACGGUACCUUCAUCGGCGUCAUCAACUCCUUCGUGCACAUCAUCAUGUACUUCUAUUACCUGAUGGCGGCCAUGGGCCCGCAGUAUCAUAAGUACCUCUGGUGGAAGAAGUAUAUCACCACGCUGCAGAUGACGCAGUUUUGCAUCGCAUUCCUGCACUCUUCCCAGCUGGUGUUGUACGACUGCGGCUUCCCUCGCUGGUCGGUGUUCUUCACCCUGCCGAACGCCAUCUUCUUCUACUACCUGUUCAGUGACUUCUACUGCAGGGAGUACGAGAAACCCAGAACCAAGAAGGACAUCGCGCUAAGCAGGAGGUCGUCCUGACGCGCGUCCUUCGGCGGUUGAACCGAUCACGGGGGUAUCGUCACGUCUACGGGUGACAGCGCUCUUUGCCGCCGACGUCCGGUCGGGAAUCAGACGACGAGGUCACGGUUGUCCAUUCGAUUGGACUCCAUCCGUUUGCCAGCACUUCUGCUAAAAAGAACACAAAAACAAGAGCACUGCGAGUGAUAAAGUGAAAAAUUGGUAAUAACCUACAUAAAGGCAAAGCCAUUAAUUGCGUGUAACAAGUGAAAUAACUAUUAGGGUGUGGUUAUAGAUAUUUAUGAAUAUAUAUUAAGUUAAUAAAUACGAAAAAAUUGGCUCAAUUUACAAAACAAUCGGAUGCAACUCUUGUUAAUAAAACUUUCUAAAAUUAAAAUUUUACCCUUCCACAGUGAAAUAAUUUAUGAUUACUUUUCAUAGAAUAAUACAAAAAAGCUAAAUAGGCCUAUAAAGAGGGAAAGGUUGGUCGUAUUCCAACAGAAUAAAUAAACUUCUCUGCCACCUGGGUACGGAUUGAAAACUAACACUAUCUUACUCAUAAGAAUAUCACCAUUUGAGCUUGUUCUCGCAACUGGUACAGAAAUUAAAAAGUCUUUAUUAAAGAAUGUUGUAAACUAUGGUGUUAUGAAUAUGGUUAUGUAUAUAGACGUAGAACCCAGUGGAGAGGGGUAGAAAGGGUUCGGGUUCCCCCUUGGAAUCAAAAAGCCCCUCUCUGAGGGGGCCUGUCUACGGUUGAAAAAUCGUAACUGUGAGAUGGGAACGAUAAAAAUCUUUCCGCGGGCCCCUCGACCCCUGGGAAUCAUACAAAUGUUCACCAAUGGUUAUGCAAGUGAAGGUUUUAUUAUAAUUCAACUUUUGUGGCUGGAAUCACUCAUUUACCGAAAUAUGCUGAAAAUCGUAAGCAUGUACACGAAGAUGGUCGAUCUUCCAAACCGUUUAUACAUUCUCUUCAAAUUGCCACACUCGAUUUCUUGCCAUUCAUGGUUUCUUACAUAGAUAUAUGUUAAAAGUCACAAUAACUUUGGGGCUGUAUGGUUGCUUGUGUUAAUGAUCUAACGACAAUUGGAAACCACGCCAGAGAGCAUUUUAAUACCAGAGACUAUUUCAUAACGAUUUUACAGAUUCCCCCACACGAAAAUUAUGUCACCAUUUAUAAAUUUUCAUUGUCAUUGCAGGUUUAUAUUCCAUUAAUAAUAUUAGUUCCCAUACGCUACAAGCAGGAUAUUGUAAAUUGUAUUUUCAUAAAUGUGGGAAUAUAUUGUCAAUGUUUUUUUUUAUCUGCUUUUAUAAAUACAUGAACCACUCUGAAGCACGUAAGUAAGUUUUUAUCUCUUUAUUAAAGUAAUGUUUAAAUAUGUUGCCUUGAAACUCGUACUGGCAUUUACAUUUCUAAUAAUGUCCAUUAUCAACCCAAGAAAAUUACACUACAUAAAAAAUAUUAUUCUUUGUUACAUUCUAAAAUAUCUUUUAAUGACAAUGCUGCAAUUUUCUAAAUAUUUCAACAAACCGUGACAUACGCCUGUUUCAUGAAGCAAUAAGUAGUUUAAAGAUUUAACCAAAUUGUUGUAAUUUGUAUUUUCAGCUCAGAACGUUUAUUUAAACCAUAUUAUGUAUAAAGUAUAAAAUUGAAGUACAAAUCUAAAUAACUUACGUGACAAUUUAGAAGAUUUCUAAUAAUUGUAAACCAUAAUUUUGUCAAUUUGUAAACCUUUAGGUCCACUUUCGUCACUGGUAUAGUUAUAACUUCUUAUAAGUAUGCCUAAGGUUAGUAUAAAAGUAUAUAUUAUAUUUAUUGCUUAACUACGCAUCAAACUAUAAAAAUUAGUUUGAUGUAGUUGCUAAUAAUUGUUAUCGGAAAUGCCUUAUAAAUUCUAUGUUAGAAAAAUACAAAUGUUUGAUUUUGUUAUUGGGUUAGAUUCAUUAAUAUAAAGUAUGGCUUUUGAUGAGCUCAAACUUCAAUUAUUUUGUAAGUUGGAUUUCAUAAUUUAAAAAAAAAAUAUUUCCACAAGAAGUUUGAUUUAUAUUUUGGUUAAAACUCAGUUUUGUACAAGCGAAAAUGUGACUUUUAAAUGUCAUUUUCUUGUGCAAUUUGGGUGUACGUAUACUAGAAGCCAAGCAUAAAUUUUGCUACCAGAAAGGGUUAAAUAAGUGAAUAAGUGGAACGCAUUGAAGAAAGCCAACGUAAGUUUAUAACUUAAAAAAUUCCUGUGAAACAAUUUUUGAACAUAUAAAAAAUCCUGACGAAGUAGAAUAGUUGUCUGUAAUGUAUUUUUUUUUGUGAAUGGAACAGAAAUAUCCAAUUAAAAAAAUUAUUUUUACAUUUUUACGUAUACAUACAUUUAUACAUAUAGAAAAAUAUACCCCUAUAAAAAAGUGUUCACAGUUAUACUGGGUUCAGAUUCUCACUGGGGUAUUUAUGCUUUGUGUUGUCCCAUUAACUCCAAUAGUUAUUUAUUUGUAAGCAAUUGCCUGAAUAGCUUUCCAGUAUUAACUGCGCACAUAAUAAGCAUGAUGAAACAAAAUGAACCAGAAUUGAUGAAUUAUCAUUCCAUGGUUCAAAAACAUUACGCUCGAUUUAAACAUCAAUCAAAAUAUAAAAUAAUGCGCCAAUUUCCGUAAGAAAUACUCAGUAUCAACUCGAAAAACGUAUUUAAUAUAUGCAAAAAUAACCAUAUCCAUGUGUUGUACAGAGUUAAAAUAUAUUUCUGUAGUAUUACAAACUGUAUCUUAGCGACUGGUCUCCAAAGGAAUAUUUGUUAAAGUACAGAAUCUUUUUCUUUGUGAUAACAAAAAUUGUACCUUUAUUAGAUAUUUACUGCCUCAAUUAAUAAAAAAAGAAUUCCACAGAUGGUAGCACCGUGUUUACAAAUUUCCAUUCCAAUCGACUUCCAUUCUAUUCACGAAAUUCACCAAAUGCCGUACACUGAGAGAUAAGAUGUUUACAUAUUAUUCAUUUACUAGCGACCCGCCCCGGCUUCUCACGGGUGCAAUGCAAUACACCCGUAAUACAUCAACUAUACUAUUUUACUUACUAUUCGUUUGACUAAAAACAAAAGAGAAUCAACAAAU
Messenger RNA from Bacillus rossius redtenbacheri, 4899 nucleotides. It is a transcript of the gene sit, whose product is annotated as very long chain fatty acid elongase 7. The transcript is spliced from 7 exons. The record is from RefSeq and is a predicted model, not a curated record. Gene Ontology annotation, molecular function: fatty acid elongase activity. NCBI's taxonomy places the organism in Eukaryota, Metazoa, Arthropoda, Insecta, Phasmatodea, Bacillidae. The coding region runs from base 1006 to 1830 and encodes 274 amino acids. Gene Ontology annotation, biological process: sphingolipid biosynthetic process; fatty acid elongation, polyunsaturated fatty acid; very long-chain fatty acid biosynthetic process. Gene Ontology annotation, cellular component: endoplasmic reticulum membrane.